Schizophyllum commune H4-8 is the source of this 1267-nucleotide messenger RNA. RefSeq lists its product as uncharacterized. The record is from RefSeq and is a predicted model, not a curated record. The coding region runs from base 355 to 1062 and encodes 235 amino acids. The transcript has a single exon. NCBI's taxonomy places the organism in Eukaryota, Fungi, Basidiomycota, Agaricomycetes, Agaricales, Schizophyllaceae.
ACGAGAGGGAGAGGGGAGAGGCAUCUGAAUCAUCACCGGCGGGUCGUCGCUCGUUCCGACCCUCUGCACAUUGUCGCUGACCAUCUCUCGUUUCUUGCAGAUAUCGUCGCUGACCGUCUCUGCCAAAUAUCACCACACGCCAUGUCUUGCAGAUAUCGUCGCCGACCGUCUCUUUCGAAUACCACCACGCGCCGUCUCUUGCAGACAUCGUCGCCCACCGUCUCUUUCCCCUCGCCCACCGUUCCCCCUCGCCCUUCAUUCUCCCCUCGCCCUCCGUUCCCCUCGCCCUCCGUUCCCCUCGCCCCCCUUCCUUCCCCUCUCGGUCCCAGUAACUGACUCCCCCUUCGUCCGGCCAUGUUCCUUCCCCCUUUCCCCCUCCCCCUCCUUCCCCUCCGUCUCGAUACCUUACUCCCGCAUAGCGUUCCCAGUAGUCCACUUCCGCGCUGCGUUCCCGAUAUUCUACUCCUCCGCCGCGAUCUCGGGAUUCCACUCCUCCGCUACGGUCCCGAUACCUUACUCCCGUGCCGCGGUCUCAGGAUCCUAUUCCCGCGCCGCGGGAGGAGACAGGGGUGUGGAAAUGGAGGAGGGGGAGGGGAGAGGAGGGGGAGGUGCGAGGACGUGGGCGCAUGGGGAGGAGGGCAAAGGCGGUGCGGGGGAGAUGGAGUGAGGACGCGGAGCGGGGGAGAAGAAAAGGAAGACGCGGAGCGGGGGAGAAGAAAAGGAAGACGCGGAGUGGGCGAUAUGAAGAGAGGACGCGGUGCGAGGGAGGCGGUCGGAGGAACGAGCGGGAGCCUGAGGCGGUCGGAGGAACGAGUGAGAGGGAAGGGAAGGGAAGAGGGCGAGACGGGGGGAACCGAUCUCGGGGAGUCAGUCGAAGUGAGGGGGUUAGAGGACCGAGUGAGAGGGGUUUGGAGGAACGAGUGGGAGGCAGUUGGAGAAGCGAGUGCGGGGGAGAUGAAGAGAGACGCGGGGUGGGGGAGGGUGGGGGGGGAGGGAGGCGGUCGGAGGGGCGAGUGGGACGGUGAGAGGAGGAGCGAAUGGGAGGGUGAGAGGGGCGAGUGAGAGGGAAGGGAAGCGCCUGGGUGAUUCUACUAGGACGCUUGGGCAGAAAUGCGAGUAUUUGUGCAUGCAUAACCACUCGUCGUUUCGUCCGACUACAACGCUCGUCGUCUCGUACGGCCAUAAUGAGCAAAUGCGACUUCAAUAUCUCUCGGCGCGGCUUUCGAGAACAGCAACCGGACCGUGGUGCGUGGGGUCCGUCGAGAAC